CGGGGCUGAAGCCCCUGCGAGGUUCCGUGCCCCUGGUCCAGCCGCUUGUUUGGCUGCUGCCGUCACCUCAUGGCGACUCGGGUUGAGGAGGCAACGCGGGGAAGAGGCGGCGGUACUGAGGAGGCUACUGAGGGCGAGCAGGGUGGACGGCGACGCAGUCCCAGGCAGAAGUUUGAAAUUGGGACAAUGGAAGAAGCUGGAAUUUGUGGGUUAGGAGUGAAAGCAGAUGUGUUGUGUAACUCUCAAGCAAAUGAUAUUCUUCAACAUCAAGACCCCAGUUGUGGUGGCACAACUAAGAAGCAUUCACUGGAAGGGGAUGAAAGCAGUGACUUUAUAACAAAGAACAGGAAUUUGGUGAGUUCAGCAUUCUGUGCACAGGAAUCAAGAGAAGAAAUUCCUGGACAAGAAGCUCGAUCAGGUCCUCCUGAUGGCCAGCAGGAUUCAGAGUGCAGCAGGAACAAAGAGAAGACCUUAGGAAAAGAAGUUUUAUUGCUGAUGCAAGCACUAAACACCCUUUCGACUCCAGAGGAAAAGCUGGCAGCUCUCUGUAAGAAAUAUGCUGAUCUUUUGGAGGAGAGCAGGAAUGUUCAGAAACAAAUGAAGAUUCUGCAGAAGAAGCAAGCCCAGAUCGUGAAAGAGAAAGUUCACCUGCAGAGUGAACACAGCAAGGCCAUCUUGGCAAGAAGCAAACUGGAAUCUCUUUGCAGGGAACUUCAACGCCACAAUAAGACCUUAAAGGAGGAAAAUAUGCAGCAGGCACGAGAGGAAGAAGAACGACGUAAAGAAGCAACAGCACAUUUCCAGGUUACUCUAAAUGAAAUCCAAGCACAGUUGGAACAACAUGACAUACAUAAUGCCAAACUCCGACAGGAGAACAUUGAACUAGGAGAAAAGCUGAAGAAGCUCAUUGAGCAGUAUGCACUGAGGGAAGAGCACAUUGAUAAAGUAUUCAAACACAAGGAAUUGCAACAACAGCUUGUGGAUGCCAAACUUCAGCAAACGACACAGCUGAUAAAAGAAGCUGAUGAAAAACAUCAGAGAGAGAGAGAGUUUUUACUAAAAGAAGCAACAGAAUCCAGACACAAAUAUGAACAAAUGAAACAGCAAGAAGUACAACUAAAACAGCAGCUUUCUCUUUAUAUGGAUAAGUUUGAAGAAUUCCAGACUACUAUGGCAAAAAGCAAUGAACUUUUUACAACCUUCAGGCAGGAAAUGGAAAAGAUGACAAAGAAAAUUAAAAAACUGGAGAAGGAAACAAUAAUAUGGCGCACCAAAUGGGAAAACAAUAAUAAAGCACUUCUGCAGAUGGCUGAGGAGAAAACUGUCCGUGAUAAAGAGUACAAGGCCUUUCAAAUAAAACUGGAACGGUUAGAGAAGCUGUGCAGGGCUCUGCAGACAGAGAGAAAUGAGCUCAACGAGAAGGUGGAAGUCCUGAAAGAACAAGUCUCUAUCAAAGCAGCAGAUGGGGACUUGGUGUCACCUGCGAUGCAACCCUGUGCUGCCCGGGAUUCGUUCAAGGAGAUGAACACUUCAAGAAGAGCCCUGGGAAUGCACUUGGAUGCUAGGGCCAAGGCCAAGUCAGUGAGUGAGAGAAGAAGUGCUGCACAAAAGCCCUCAUCUUCAGGUUCUGCGCAAGGCAUUGAGUCAGUUGACUAGGGUGAAAUGUGAUCACUGUAUUGAGAGAUAUAUUUUGUGUAUAACUUCCUCUGUUAGUAGUAACUAUUGGUUUUGUGGUGAAAAUUUUCUUACUUUUUCUACCAUAUCUGUAUUUUCUUAGAACUACUGGACUUAUGUGGUACAGGAGGCUGCUUAGCAGUUUGAAAUAGUUUUAAUCUAUAAAUUUCCUUCAACUAUGUUGCA
Molecule: messenger RNA, 1860 nt
Organism: Phodopus roborovskii (desert hamster)
Lineage: Eukaryota; Metazoa; Chordata; Mammalia; Rodentia; Cricetidae
Gene: Txlng
Product: taxilin gamma
Exons: 10
Coding region: 70-1656 (528 amino acids)
Biological process (GO): regulation of cell cycle
Molecular function (GO): syntaxin binding
Source: RefSeq, a predicted model, not a curated record